UCUGUCUCCCGCCGCCCCUGCCCGGGCCGCUGGAAGUGUCGCCCAGGAGGGUGCAGGGCGCUGGCGGGGCGAGCCGCAAGCAGGGCAGCGCGGCUCGGGGGUCGGCGGCAGGCGCGGUGCGUGCGCCCCCGGCCCAGCCCUCGGCCCCCCUCGGAGCCCAGGCAGCCCCGAUCCCCGCCGAAAGGCGUGCAGAGGCGCCGAGAGGGACGGAAACCACAAAUAAAUAGCGGCGGCAGCAGCGCGUCAUCUGGUGGAGCAGGAAGUGCAGGCAGAGUCCGGAGGCUGGUGCUGGCGGCGCGUCCCCAGGACUUUGCCAUGGGCUGGGGGCCGCGGCGGCUGCGAGCGGCCGGACCCGGGCAGCGGCGGCGGCGCCCACUGAGGGGCUGAGCGAGCAGCGACGCGCGGGCCGCCCGAGAUGGCAGCGUCCAGCAACUCCAGCCUGUCCGGCUCGUCCGUGUCCUCCGAUGCUGAGGAGUACCAGCCUCCAAUAUGGAAAUCUUACUUGUAUCAGUUACAGCAAGAGGCUCCUCGUCCCAAGAGGAUCAUUUGCCCGGGGGAGGUGGAAAACAGACCAAAAUAUUAUGGGAGAGAGUUCCAUGGGAUCAUCUCUCGGGAGCAGGCGGAUGAGCUUCUGGGAGGUGUGGAGGGUGCCUACAUCCUUAGAGAAAGCCAGCGCCAGCCAGGAUGCUACACAUUAGCUCUGAGGUUUGGAAACCAGACAUUAAACUACAGACUCUUCUAUGAUGGCAAACACUUUGUGGGUGAGAAGAGGUUUGAAUCAAUCCACGAUCUGGUCACAGAUGGCUUGAUAACGCUCUACAUAGAAACAAAAGCUUCUGAAUACAUAUCCAAAAUGACAACAAACCCCAUUUAUGAACACAUCGGAUAUGCCACCUUACUCAGAGAAAAAGUGUCCCGGAGGCUGAGCAGGUCUAAAAACGAAUCAAGGAAAACGAGUGUCACAAAUGAUGAACAUUCAGCAGUAGAAAAGCGCCGGGGAUCCAGCCCAGGGCUUCACACACACAAGAUCUCGUCCCUGGUCCGAAGGGCCGCCCUCACGCCAAAUGACAACCACUUCAACUAUGAGAAGACGCACAACUUUAAGGUCCACACGUUCCGAGGUCCACACUGGUGUGAAUACUGUGCCAACUUCAUGUGGGGGCUCAUCGCCCAGGGCGUCCGCUGCUCAGACUGUGGACUGAACGUACACAAGCAGUGUUCCAAGCACGUUCCCAACGACUGCCAGCCAGACCUCAAGCGGAUCAAGAAGGUAUACUGCUGUGACCUCACAACGCUUGUGAAGGCUCACAACACACAGAGACCCAUGGUCGUGGACAUGUGCAUUCGGGAAAUUGAAGAAAGAGGACUACAGUCAGAAGGCCUUUACAGAGUCUCUGGAUUCACUGAACACAUCGAAGAUGUUAAAAUGGCAUUUGACCGAGAUGGUGAAAAGGCAGAUAUAUCUGCCAGCAUCUACCCAGACAUAAACAUCAUCACUGGAGCGCUCAAAUUGUAUUUCAGGGACUUACCUAUCCCUGUCAUCACCUAUGACACCUAUUCCAAAUUUAUAGAAGCAGCAAAAAUCUCCAACCCAGAUGAGAGGCUGGAAGCCGUCCAUGAGGUGCUGCUGCUGCUGCCUCCUGCCCACUACGAGACCCUCCGAUACCUGAUGAUCCACCUUAAGAAGGUGACGAUGAAUGAAAAGGACAAUUUCAUGAAUGCUGAAAACCUGGGGAUCGUGUUUGGGCCCACGCUGAUGAGACCCCCCGAGGACAGCACCCUCACUACCCUCCACGAUAUGCGGUACCAAAAGCUGAUUGUGCAGAUUUUAAUAGAAAACGAAGAUGUUUUGUUUUAAUCCACCGGAGAAAUGAGAGGAAAGGCCCCAGACCCACUGAAGUUGAUAAGGCUACAGGAAAUAAACCAUUUCUUACACUUGAUUGGUUUUUCAAACAAGUGGCAGAAUUCCCAGGCCCACAGUGGCUACUGUGUCUCAUAGACACUCCCCUCCCCCGCAGGAGAACAGCAAGUGUGAGGGUGAGGAAAAGGCCACUGUCUUGGGUCUUUGCUGUGCUUCGUAUGUUUGCCUGUUUUGCUGGAAGAGUGAUGGAUCAACCUUUAACUUAUUGAAAAACACACACACGAGGUAGACCUUUAAACUUCAGUCUGGUCAGUAAUAAAAGGGAACUUAAUUCAUAGAGGUACUUGAUACAUUUUUCACUUACAAAAAGACAAUUCUGUAUGUUAAAUGUUAAAUGAAACUUAUAUUGUAAAAUGUAUUUUUAUGUUAGCUGCAAGAAUGUUACUUUAUUUUAGCAAAAUAGAACUCAAUGCAGUGCAUUGGUUAUUACCUGUGUACCUUGUCCUGCAUUCUUGCUGUGAUCCCGGAGAACGUUUACCGUAAAUGCAGUAUUAUCUUGACAUACCUCUGUCCUCUGCAGUGCUUUGCAAUGAAAUUUCACAUGCCACCCAUGUCUCAGCUUUCCAUAGUUGUUGCUGUUAAGCACUGGCAUUCUGCUACUGUAUGGUAUAUGUAGCAGCUGUAGGGUGGUCUAAAACCUCCAAGAUUCUCUUUCCAUAAAAAUCCUGUGGCAUCCCAAAGUAUGCUUUAGGAUUGAUCACAGUCUUUAUGUACCCUUUAUGUAUCUUCCAGACCAUGCAGAAUAUGGUCAUUUUACAGAAAAUGCUUUUGGAAUACUGGUUAUCUCGGGGCCCUUUGAAAAGUCAGCACUUUUCUGCAUUUCUUGUGGAGCAAGCAUUCUGAAUUCAUUUGUUAAUGGCAAGGAGUAAUUUUUUUUGCCACACUUCUGAAUUUGUAAAAAAUGAAUUUGCAGAAUAACUGUUGAUUUUUUUCAUUUUUGUUUUAUAAACAAGAUUAUUUUUAAAAUGAGAAUGAAUCAGUUUGAUUUUUACAAAUAUGUGUUUGUCCUUGAUAAGAGCAACACUGUAUAGAUAAUUUAAUGAUUUUAUUAUAACGGUCCCAUAUUAUUGAUUCUGUUUAUCUUAGCAUGAGAUUUUUACACCAAGAUUUCUAUAUUUUGUAACAUAAAUCUAAAAAUUUCUCUCUUAAAUUUGACAACAUCUUUCCCUCUGAUUGUCAGAGAUGAUUUAAUGUAACUUCUCACUAGUCUUGUUUUGGAGUGGUCAGAAAGCAAUUGCUGUAUGACGAGAGAGAGCACUGCAGGAGGAGUGUGGUGUGAUUGUCCCAGAAAGUCCCAAGGGCUGUGUGGAUGGACCCACUGGCACCCACGCCUCUCUGUGCUUCUGCCUGGUCCCUGCUCUUCUUGUUCCUGUUCUCUGUACAGAUUGUUGUUGUAGCUUAUGUAGCUUCUUGAUACUGUCAAAAAAAUUAUCUGGAAAUGGUUUUAUUUUGUGAAGUGAACAAUACUUUGUAAUUUAUGAUAGUGUAAAUGGAAGGAAAAGCAUUAAAUGUAUUAAAUUC
Messenger RNA from Sorex araneus (European shrew), 3442 nucleotides. RefSeq names its product chimerin 2 (gene CHN2). The transcript is spliced from 14 exons. NCBI's taxonomy places the organism in Eukaryota, Metazoa, Chordata, Mammalia, Eulipotyphla, Soricidae. The coding region runs from base 416 to 1858 and encodes 480 amino acids. The record is from RefSeq and is a predicted model, not a curated record. Gene Ontology annotation, biological process: signal transduction; positive regulation of GTPase activity; regulation of small GTPase mediated signal transduction. Gene Ontology annotation, molecular function: GTPase activator activity.